Messenger RNA from Fusarium fujikuroi IMI 58289, 1443 nucleotides. RefSeq lists its product as uncharacterized. The record is from RefSeq and is a predicted model, not a curated record. NCBI's taxonomy places the organism in Eukaryota, Fungi, Ascomycota, Sordariomycetes, Hypocreales, Nectriaceae. Gene Ontology annotation, molecular function: nucleic acid binding. Bases 1 to 1443 code for a protein of 480 amino acids. The transcript has 3 exons.
AUGACCAUACACAGGCCUCUGAGGGAGAUCCGUCAACAGUCAAUUGCCGAUGGCGUGGUUACCAACAUUGGUUCCCUCAACUAUGAGACCCCAAAAACCGAGGUUCACAAAUUGCUGCAAGAUCACGACUUCAGCGUCGAGAUUUAUUGGCCCAACUUUGAGCCGGUUUUGGGCGAAUCAGACCUGGGAACCGCCAUCAUGGGCUGGUGCUGGGUCCAGUUUCAACGGAGAGAAGAUGCCCAACGUGCAAAAGACGUACUGAAUGGAACCAUCCUGUAUGGAAGACGCACCAAGACGGGGUCCGUCACCCACCAACCUGGCCCCAAAUCACAAAAGGAUUCACGAGGCAAAGGUACAUCCAAGAGUCUUCCAUCCCGCCCUGCUACUCGAGCCACCUCCAAGUCCUUUUUACCGGUUUCGGCCGCUCCAACACCUUCUGCCAUCGAGACACCCAGCUCAGCAGUGAGCUUUUUGACAGCUCAUUAUCCAGAUGACUGGAUUUGGGAUCCUGCUAAGCCGGGCAUGUAUCGCUCCGCGUUCGAGGCUCGAACAAAGCAUAUCCAGUCAGACUAUGCAAGCCGAGGCCUAGUCAUCGGUCCAGACCUCACCCAGCGGCAAGACAAAACGUUGAGUCCGCUCUCGCAGCCAGUCCCGAGCCCUCAUCCGUGUAACAAAGAUGUUUGGUUACAGACCUUCAUCCAAGUGUUCGAAAGAGGCGGGGCCAGGACUGAGAUCAAGAAAAUCCCAACGACUGAUUUGCCAAAGUUCCAGGCUCAAGGCUAUUCCCAGCACUUCCACCCGGUCAAAAGCUCCACAAACGUCUUCAUGACUGGAAUGAUAGCAUCCGGUCUGGCUGUCAAAGUGAUGCCUGGAGAAGAGCUCGUUACAACUCUGCCCUCUAAGGACCUCGUUGAGCUCACCAUGCCCAUGACUGAAGAAGAGAAGCAGCAAGUUCAACAAGGAAAAGGACCCAAGUACUACUGGCAACCUGGCCGUCUAACUGGUGCCAACGCCGCAGCAGAGGCCGGAAUCUCCGACCCUUCCCGUGCUUUUUUUCCUCCCUCAGAGAUGGAUUCCCGCAACCGUUUUGCUACCUGCAGCAGCCACAUGCAGCAGCACCCACGCCCUGCCGGCGUUGGAGUUGGCUGGAGCGGCUUCGACAGGUUCCGGGAGUGGCAGCUCCAUGGACGUCAGGUUAAACGUGAUUCUGUUGAGUACGAGUCAUUCAGCAAGGAGCCAAAAUCUACACUGGACUUUGUCACCGAAACGGGCGAAGUAACGAUGACUAUACCUAUGGAUAUUGAGGAAUUUAAGCCUGAACCCAGCUUUUUGAAGACUUUGACACUCUGGGAAAAGUUGAAUGACGGCAAAGGAAAACAGGUUCGAAGUUGCAAGACGCGCAAGGAUCGCAAGGAUCGCUACACUGGUGUGCGUGGGUAUUAA